AUGGCGAGGGUGCACUCUGCCCCGACGAUGAAGACGACGGCACGGUUGCACGGGAGCGAGCAGCGGGAGGUGUUCACCAUCUGGAUGAAGUCGCUGGUGCUCAACGGCAGCGGCUGCACCGUCUACGACUCCGCCGGUUGCAUCGUCUACCGCGUCGACAACUACAGCGCCCGCCGCACCGCCGACGUCUGCCUCAUGGACCUCUCCGGUACCGUCGUCCUCCAAAUACUCAAGAAGAAGCUUGGAUUCGGGAGGAAAUGGGAGGGGUACAAGUGCGAGCAGGAGAAGGAGCGGCAGCGCGCAGCGCGGCGGCGUCCGUGGUUCAACGUGGUCAGGGCGUGGCGCGGCACAUCGUGCAGCUGCGAGCUCAGGGGCGACGCCGGCCACGCCGUACCCGUGCGGUACAGGAUGGAAGGGAGGAUCGCGCCCGCGCGCGCCGCCAGGAUCGUGGACGGCGCCACGGGGCUGGCCGUGGCCGAGGUGAAGAGGAAGACGACGCCCGCGGGGGUGGCGCUGGGCGCUGACGUGCUCACCCUGGCGGUGGAGCCCGGCGUGGACCGCUCCGUCAUCAUGGGGCUCGUGCUCGUGCAUGGCCUCAUCAACCGAGCCAUGUGAGGGUCAGAUCAGUAGCUGCGCAGGAGACGGCUCCUGGUUUUGU
This is a messenger RNA of Phragmites australis (common reed), 658 nucleotides long. Its product is annotated as protein LURP-one-related 11-like. The record is from RefSeq and is a predicted model, not a curated record. NCBI's taxonomy places the organism in Eukaryota, Viridiplantae, Streptophyta, Magnoliopsida, Poales, Poaceae. Bases 1 to 615 code for a protein of 204 amino acids. The transcript is spliced from 3 exons.